AUGGCGCUGAAAGAGAUGUGGGCAACUCUCCAAACGUUCCGAGUGGAAGAAGACAGCUUCCCAAUGAUGAUAGAAAACGUCGCCCUGUUGCUGCGAACGAUGAUCAUAAAUAUCUUCAAUCAUAAUAAAUACAAGAUGUACUGGUUCUACUACGUGGUGACGUUCAUCUCUGGGGUCUGCUACUGCUACGUGUUCAUCAUCUCCAUGCUGUGGAUGGUGUUCGUGCGCUAUCGGAAGACCAAGAACUACACAGCAAUGGCCGCCGCCGUGUCGCUUACGUCCUGCAAUGUCACUUGCAUUACUAAGUUCCUCUUUAUGAUAAUACACGUAACUCACAUCAGAGAUAUAACUGAAAAGUAUGUAAAAUUCGACUCCCAGUUCGAACCUGAAUCUAGAUUUGCGGUAGACUUGCGUACACAUCUGCGCGUGGUGAAGAGCCGAGCGUUGUAUAUAUGGACAGUCCUGGUCGUCAACUGCAUUGUAUUCGUCUUGAUCCCUCUGCUGAGGCCUGGUAGACACGUCACCGAGGAGAUGUAUAUCCUUUACGGCUUGGAACCUAUGCUGGAAUCACCAAACUACGAAAUAGUGCAUACAGUGAGCGCUAUUAGCGUAGGCUUCUGUGUAUACAUAAUGGUAAACGUCGCGGUAUAUGUUAUAGUCAUCAUCGGAUAUAACGAGUCUCAAAUGUAUACACUGAGUUUAGAAGUAAGAAGUCUGUGGGACGACAGCCAAAACUUCUAUAAUAACAUAAAACACAAAAUAAACAAUAAAGUUUAUGGCUCAUACAUAAAAGAUACAAUGGUCAACGAGUAUAUACGGAUUCGUCUGAAACAAAUAGUUGGCUAUCACGUAGCAAAUAUUCAUCUUUUCCACGCAUUGAAUAAUGAAUUUUUGAUAAUUCUCGCCAUUGAAUACACUCUAUUGUCUAUUGCCAUAAUAGGUGAAUUGCUUGGUGGAUUGGAAAACACGUAUCUACAAGUGCCAUACACUGUUGUCCAAAUAUAUAUGGACUGCCUUGCUGGACAAAGGUUGAUAGACGCUUGCAAUGAGUUUGAAUUCGCUGUAUACGAUUGCCAAUGGGAGAACUUUAACGCAUCUAAUCAAAAAACGGUUCUACUAAUGCUCGUGUUAUCUCAGAAAACGCUAAUGCUAUCAGCUGGUGGUAUGGCUAAUUUAAAUUACGAAUGCUUAAUGAAAAUACUGAGGUCAGCUUAUUCAGCUUACACAGCUUUGAAAUCUAGUCUAGAUCAUUAA
This is a messenger RNA of Bicyclus anynana (squinting bush brown), 1254 nucleotides long. RefSeq lists its product as uncharacterized. NCBI's taxonomy places the organism in Eukaryota, Metazoa, Arthropoda, Insecta, Lepidoptera, Nymphalidae. The transcript has 4 exons. Bases 1 to 1254 code for a protein of 417 amino acids. Gene Ontology annotation, molecular function: odorant binding; olfactory receptor activity. Gene Ontology annotation, biological process: detection of chemical stimulus involved in sensory perception of smell; sensory perception of smell. The record is from RefSeq and is a predicted model, not a curated record. Gene Ontology annotation, cellular component: plasma membrane.